AUGAGAGCAGCGGGGGCAGCCACCUACGGGCCACAAGGACGAGGCAGAGAGCGGAGGAAGGAUUCGGCCGAGGUCGAGUGCUACAGAUGCCGUAAAAUGGGACAUGUGGCAAGGAAUUGUCCCAGCGCGUAUGAGGAGAGGCGACGGGACCGCAGGAGCGACGCGCCACGCCGAGGGGGACAGCGGGACUCCAUGGCAGCAGCGACGGGGGAAGAGCAGCAACGAGGAGCCACAGACCGCUGGGAGCGCUGGGCUCGACCCGACAGGAGCGCCAGGGACCAAGAAGGACCCUGCCCCUGGAGCGCCUACAGAGAAGCAGCAGAUGAUGGAGACGAGGACUACUAUGAAGACCACAGGCCCGCCCCUCUGACCCCAGGCCCCACCCCUCUGACCCCAGGCCCUGCCCCUCUGACCUCAGGCCCCACCCCUCGGACCCCAGGCCCCGCCCUCUGA
Molecule: messenger RNA, 453 nt
Organism: Knipowitschia caucasica
Lineage: Eukaryota; Metazoa; Chordata; Actinopteri; Gobiiformes; Gobiidae
Source: the annotation of a GenBank genome assembly